Molecule: messenger RNA, 958 nt
Organism: Aspergillus steynii IBT 23096
Lineage: Eukaryota; Fungi; Ascomycota; Eurotiomycetes; Eurotiales; Aspergillaceae
Exons: 3
Coding region: 88-771 (227 amino acids)
Source: RefSeq, a predicted model, not a curated record
UCGACAUCUCUGUUUCACCGUCUAAGUUCUAACGAGAAAUUUCGAAUCCAUUUCUGAAGAGUUAAGUAUUCUCAGUACAAUUCCAUCAUGGACAUCGUUUCCGGAGUAUUCGGCAUCCUACCUCCCAUUUUUACUCUUCUCAAGAAAGCCGUGACGAGCUUCAGCAAAAUGGAGGAGUUACUACAGGAUGGCAGUGAUCUGGAGAGGCUUGUUACUGGGUUGAAAGAGCAAUUCGAUGGGCUCCAGGGGGGUUCAUUUCGCGAGGAUAUUCCAGGACCGGAAAAAGAGUUGUACGUCUUGCUCGAGGAGAAAUGUAACCAGCUAUACCACGAGAUGAGACAAAUCAAAGAGGAAUUCCAGCAUGGCAAUAAGUUUCUGCGCUAUCUCUCUCCUGCAUUCCAGCGUGCGUCUAGGCGAAUCAGUAAAUUGCAGACGGAGCUUGAAUCCGAUCUCACGGUGAUCGGUCAUUUGGAUGGAACAGCGCGGUUCAUCGCCGACAAGUGGAAGGCAAGUGUCGCAAUUGCGGCUGGUAUGGACAUGGGGAAUGGGAAUGCCAGGACUCCUGCGGGAAAUGCUGGUGACUUGAAACAUGAACACCUUUGGGUCAUGCUGACUUCAGAUCUUCUAGGCAUCAAGAAAGGUCAUACCGUGACUGACUGCGAUAACGAAGUACACUGCUUCAAUUGUAAAAACCAGGCCAUUUGGGUGGUGGCUGUCCACGAAACAGACGCCAUGGCUCUUAUUUCGAACAACGGUACUAGUAUAAUCUGACCGUGUUGCCUUUGGAGGCCUCAGUCGGUGAUUCUCGAAUAGACUGAGAAGGCAAAAUAUUUCGAGCCAAAGAUUUUCAGUCUAAUCAUGCUUGCGUUAUUUACAGAAUGUUUUAUGCUGUCAUUUGUUGAUUUUGAGUUUAUGAAUGCUGGAGGAAUGUUGGGGAGACUGUAGCACGUGGAGGUUG